CCCUCUUACAUAAUCAUCCUUCAUAGGUGCCUUGUUCCAGCCAAUCACAAUCCUGUAAAAAGCGACAAGAACCCCCCAGCUUCGAUUCGCUCCGAACCCGUUACCUUACCUGCUGCUGUCUCGUUAUAACCUACCAGGUGCUCUACCCGCCAACCGUGUGUUCAUUGAAGUAUCUGGGCCGAGCUAAGGAACGAAAUCAGUCACAAUGGCGCGCAGAGAACCUCAAUUCAACCAGCAGGUCCUCGUGGACACGACCCCGAUGCCCGAUGGUAUUCCCAAAGUGGCCGAGAUUGGAGCGACGUCUGCGCCGUUGACCAGCGCCGCCUACUUCAUCGGGGACCGGUGCAAGGCAUUCAACGAUGACUUUAUGAAGUGCAAGGCGGAGGCGAAUGGACGGGGAGAACUGGAGUGUUUGAAGGAGGGGAGAAAGGUGACCCGUUGUGCGGCUAGUGUAAUCAAGGAUAUCAACACCCACUGCUUGAAGCAGUUCAAUACCCACUGGGAAUGCUUGGAGAAUAACAACCAUCACCUGUGGGAAUGCCGUAAGCCAGAGAUGGAACUGAAUAACUGUGUUUUCGAGAAACUGGGCCUCAAGAAAACUAUCCCCGGAGCCCCCGAGAAGGAAGUCCCUGUGCACCUUCGACCUAAGCAAUUGUACGCCCAAUUCCCCGGACCUCAAUAUUAGUCUAGUCGCCAUAGCUUGCUAGGCUGCGCUACACUACGUGUUUUUUUUUUUUUUUUUAAGAAAAGAAUCCGUGCUCCCGGAUCUGUCUGUUUAGGGUAUUCUUAUCAUGGGUCGAUUUGAUUUUUGGUGGUUUGAUCGAUCCCCUGUUUGUGUAUAUAUUAGCAUCAAUGUCAUGUCUUUCUAUUUUCGAUUUUCGAUUUUAUAUUAUCAAUUCAAGCUGAAGAAAAUGGGAAAAAAAAAAAAACGAGAAAGAAAACGAGAGAGAGAGAGAGGGAGGGAGAGAAAACAUAGUUAAUCAGGCUUAAGAUUUCAUAUGCAUGGCUUCAUCUAUACUAGAAUACAUAUCCCUCUAUC
Aspergillus ochraceoroseus IBT 24754 is the source of this 1039-nucleotide messenger RNA. RefSeq names its product coiled-coil-helix-coiled-coil-helix domain-containing protein. Bases 206 to 685 code for a protein of 159 amino acids. The transcript has 4 exons. Gene Ontology annotation, biological process: mitochondrial electron transport, NADH to ubiquinone. Lineage: Eukaryota; Fungi; Ascomycota; Eurotiomycetes; Eurotiales; Aspergillaceae. The record is from RefSeq and is a predicted model, not a curated record.